Messenger RNA from Penicillium subrubescens, 780 nucleotides. RefSeq lists its product as uncharacterized. Bases 1 to 780 code for a protein of 259 amino acids. The record is from RefSeq and is a predicted model, not a curated record. The transcript has 4 exons. Lineage: Eukaryota; Fungi; Ascomycota; Eurotiomycetes; Eurotiales; Aspergillaceae.
AUGUCGUCGAAGAGAAAGGCACCUACUCGAAACCUCCCGGCUCAAAAUGUAGCCAAGAAGCCGAGGGAAGAAGAGGAAUCUGACGAUGAACCUGCCUGGCGGAAGAUCAAGGUUGAAGAUCUCGAUUUCGAUGUAUCCUACGUCGGCAAAAUUGAGUCGUCGAAGACGCCGAAGGUACCAAAGAGGAAGAGGUGGACUCAUGACGGCGACGAGCCUCUAAUCAAGCCGGAGGACCUGCCCAAAGGGUGGACCAGUGAAGAGCGUGAUCUUGAUCCUCACGAUGUUGAUGCUCAAAUCGCCCGGUGCAAGGAGCGAAUCGAGGAUAAUAUUUGGCCAUUUAUUUUCAAAAACAGGCUGAAGAGGCUGGAGAAACAAAAGGAAGUUAGGGACGCGUUGAUUGCUAAGGAACCAGGACUCUUCCAGGUUAUCAGACGUAUUGCCCAGCUAGAGGACAUCGCAAAAUCGCUUGAAAAGGACGGCGAUCGACACAAGGUGCUCCCAAACGUGAUGGCUAUCCGGGAUGCAUACCGAACAAGGCAACUGGAUAUCCACGAAGGCCUCGUGACAAUGACGAGUUCCUCGCUGUCAGUCAACAUUUCACCAAACAGAGCAGAGGGAAGGGAUUCUGGGAAGAAGAUAUACGCCCUCAAAGUUGAUAGCACUGAUAUUGAUAUGAUGUCGCUAGCUAUCCGAUACCCUGGGGCCCUGGUUCACGACAUCAUUGACUUCAUCGACGAUACCGGGUCGGAAAUUUUGACUAUGUUUGACGGAUCUCGAUGA